UCUUGAAAUUAUAGAGUAGACUGUUUCUUACGCCUUUUAUACAGGGUUAUUGACGGAAGCCGAAUGUUUUUGAAGUGGAUUGUACACGGGCGCUUAUGGUGGGAGGAUCACGUGACUGGUAUCUACCAUUUCCGUUGUUCAUAGCAUUUACAUUUCAGUGAUUGAGAUGGAGCCGUGGACGCUAGACCAACGCUUGUACGCGUAUGUCAUUUUUGUGUGAAAUAACGAAUCCGUAACUGCUGUUCAGCGAGAUUUCUACCGUUCGCGUCAGUUUAAUAUCCAUCGUAACACAAUACUGGGAUGGGUAAACAACCUUUGAACAAGGGGAUCAAUAUUGAAGAAAAAACCUCCGGGUCCCCAAGGAAACUGUUAGCACUUCGGAGAACAUUGAACGAGUAAGGGAAGCGUUUGUCAGAAGCCCACGCCGCUCUAUUCAAAGGCAUUCAGCAGCACUUCAAAUGAGCACAAGUACGGUAAGACGUCGUGCAGCAGUUGAAAGGGCAAAAUUCCCAGCAGCGAUUAUAAUUUUGUCGACAAAUGCCUACCAUUUUUGAAGAAAAUGAAAAUUUGAUAUUGUUAAUGAGUGACGAAGCCCAUUUUCAUCUCAAUGUACUUUGGAAGACCUGAAGAUCGCAAUUCGUCGACACGUCACCCAGAUUGAUGUAGACAUGCUGCAAAGAAUUGAAUCCAGUUUCCGUCAAAGGCUACAACAAUGUAUUGCCCAAAAUGGACAUCACUUGCUGGACAUAAUUUUUCGUAAAUGAGUAAGUAACAAAUGCUAUGAUUUAACAAGUGUGUCUAUACCAAUAAAAGUUUUUUAAAGUAAAUAUUCAAUUUUUUAUGAUUAUUUUAAAAACAUACGGUUUCCCAUUAAUGAUCCUGUAUUAAACAGCGACGGGUUAUACAUGUUUUGUGUUCAAUGUCGUUAUGAGGUUAAACAUGUACUUCUGGUGUAGAAACGAGGGUUACAGAAAGUGAAACAGAAACGAACAAGUUCGAAAUAAAGUGCUUUGUUGCUUUUCGAAACGAAUAACUUUUUGUUUUAUCGGCGCGUUGACAAUGUUGAUAAUAUCGUCAUCGUCGAGUUCUUCAAAUUUAAAGUGCAAAUCUUCAAUUAAUCUACCAAAACGCACCUCUAUCUGUCUGUAAUACUUGCUUUAUACGAGUCGAGAGCAGCGGGAGAGUUAGUAGUAUUGAACAUAAUUGUUUCAUUUUCAUAAUCUCAUAUGAAAUAAUUAUUUUUCUUAUUUUGAAAAUGAUCACACAUAAACGUUUUUUAUAUAUCUAUAUUGUUUUAACUACAUACGAAAAGUUCAAAUUUUAAGAUAUAUACAAGACUGGGUGCAGCAUCGUUUAAAAUUAUUAAUCUAAUAAUACAUUCAAUCGACGUGGUUGUUUUUCACUUUACCUAAAAUAAAUAAAAGAAAAAAAUAAUGAGCUACAGCACAGACAAACACGACGUACCAAUUCCAACAAAGGAAGAGUGGUUGUUGAUAUUAGAGGACAACGAUCUCGGCCGUAGCAAUAUGAACCAUCUUAUCAUGAAUUAUCUAGUCACAGAGGGUUUUAAAGAAGCAGCAGAAAAGUUCCAACAAGAAUCAGGUGUAAUACCAACUGUAGAACUUCAUUCAUUAGAUGACAGAAUCAGGAUUAGAGAUGCUAUAAUGACCGGUAGAAUCCAAGAAGCUACAGCUCUCAUUAAUCAGUUACAUCCUGAGUUACUAGACAAUGACAGAUAUUUAUAUUUCCAUCUGCAACAAUUACAUCUGAUUGAAUUGAUAAGGAAUAACAGGAUAGAAGAAGCUCUGGCAUUCGCUCAAAGUCAUCUCAGUGAAGCUGGUGAAGAAGAUCCGUCUGUUCUUUCAGAAUUAGAAAGAACCGUAGCACUUUUAGCAUUUGAAGAACCUCUAGCGUCUCCUUUUGGUGACCUACUUGCACCUUCACAUAGGCAAAAGGUGGCCAGUGAAGUGAACGCUGCUAUUUUAAAAAUGGAACAUCAAGAAAACACAGCUCCGAAAAUUUCCACCCUUCUCAAAUUAAUUUUAUGGGCACAAGAAAAAUUGAACAAAAAGAAUGUUAAAUAUCCAAAAAUAGUAGAUUUAGCAACCGCCCAUAUCGAAGAUAACAAAUAGAUUUUUUUAUGUAGCACCUAUAAGGAGUGAGGGGUACAAAUAGAAAAAUUUCAACAUAUAUAUUUCACUUUUGUGAAGAUGUGUUUUUUAAUAGUAAAUGAAAAUUUUUGAAAAAAAAUGUUCUACCUAAAAUGUCUUAUUUAUUCAUUUAUAAAUUAGAUGGAACGGUAAUUUAUAAUAAUAUUUCACCAAUUUUCUAGUUUAACAGAUUUAUAAAAAUUGUAACUUUUAGACUGUGAAUAUUUUAUACUUUUAUCGGUAUAUUUAAUAAUUUAAUUUCAAUAUAUUUGUUUUUGUAUGUAAAUAA
Diorhabda carinulata is the source of this 2439-nucleotide messenger RNA. RefSeq names its product glucose-induced degradation protein 8-A homolog (gene Hou). Lineage: Eukaryota; Metazoa; Arthropoda; Insecta; Coleoptera; Chrysomelidae. Gene Ontology annotation, cellular component: nucleus; cytoplasm. Gene Ontology annotation, biological process: proteasome-mediated ubiquitin-dependent protein catabolic process. Bases 1434 to 2132 code for a protein of 232 amino acids. The record is from RefSeq and is a predicted model, not a curated record. Gene Ontology annotation, molecular function: protein binding. The transcript is spliced from 5 exons.